GAAGAGGUCUGGGAAAACACUAAACCAACCUGCGUAGGAUUUGUGGUCCGUGAGUCCAGCUGUGUCUAUACCAUCAUGAAGUGGGCUUGCUUCAUCUUCCUUCUUGGGUGCUUGUUUGUGGCUGAAGAAGUUGUACCGGCUGCCGCCACCAAAAAAUUUCAUGAUGUGAUGACUCGAGGAAGAGCUUAUUCCCAUAUCACAUUCCAUAGGAAGCUCAGUGGCUGGUCUUCUGAUCACAAUAAUUGGAAUGAAAAGCUUUACCCUUACUGGGAAGAUGGAGAUGCCAGAUGGCAGAGCUGCUGGAAAGGCGGAAGGGUGCUGGUAAGUUUGACCAGUGACAGCCCAGCUCUGGUGGGAUCCAAUGUGACUUUCAGUGUGAAACUGAAGUUUCCCAGAUGCCAAAAGGAAGACAAUGACAGCAACAUAAUAUAUGAUAGAAACUGCAGAAACGGUUCUUUAGAUUAUUCAAAUCUUUCUGACCAGUAUGUAUACAACUGGACUCAAUGGAUUGAUGAUUGUGGCAGGCAAAAUUGCACACACAACAACAGCCACAAUGUGUUUCCUGACGGAAGACCUUUCCCACACCAUCAUGACUGGAGGAGAAGAAACUUUGUGUAUAUGUUUCAUACACUUGGGCAGUACUAUCAAAAGACAGGAGGCUCUUCAGCCAUUGUUUCCAUUAACACAACAAAUAUCACUCUUGGCAGUCAUAUUAUGGAAGUGUCGAUUUACAGAAGAGGUUAUCGAUCGUAUGUACCAGUAACAACUGCAAGUGUUGUUUAUGUGGUAACAGAUACAAUCCCCUUAUAUGUGUACCUGUCUCAGAAGAAUGAUCGCAAUGCUUCAGACCAUAUCUUCAUCAAGGACGUUCCUAUUAUAUUUUAUGUCCACCUUCAUGAUCCCAGCCACUACCUGAACCGCUCUAUUAUUUUCUACCACUGGAAUUUUGGGGACGGCAGUGGUUCUUUUGUUUUCAACAAUUCUGUUUCAAUGCAUACGUAUACACUUGUGGGAAAUUUCAGCCUUAACUUGACUGUUGAAGCUAUUCUACCUGCCCCUUGUGGCCCUGUGACACCUCCUCCACCAUUCCCUACUUUCCCAGUGCCGCCUAAUGUGACAACUCCUCACCCUGAUAGUUUACCAGACCUGCCAACAGGAGAGGCCCCAGGUGAAGGAUGCCAUAUUACGAGAUAUGGACACUACCAAUCAUCUCUCUCCAUUGCAGAGGGGAUCAUUGGAGUAAAUAUUAUCCAAAUGACGAGUAUCCAGGCAGCAGCUGCUCAGGUUGAGAACUCUGUGGUUGAUUUUGUGGUAACCUGUCAAGGGAGUCUUCCUACAGAUGCCUGCACAACAAUUGCUGAUCCCACGUGUCAGGUCUUACAGAAUGAGGCAUGUGACCCUGUUGACAUCACUGACCAGUGUUUACUGACCAUAAGAAGAGCCUUCAAUGAAUCUGGAACCUACUGUGUGAACAUCACUCUGGGAGAUGCGACUAGCCUGGCUCUCACAAGUACUCUAAUAUCCAUCAGUGGAGCUGCAGGAUCAUUUUCAAGAACAGCAGAAGGAGUUCUCAUCUCUUGUGGUUUCUUGGUGGUGUUUGCUGCUGUCUUGACUUUCUUCCUCUACAAGAGAUACAAAGAAUACAAGCCUAUUGACCGGAACACAGAACAAACAGCAAAUAGUGAGGGGUUGAAUGUUUACUUCAACCGUUUUAAGGCUGUUCUCUUCCCAGCAAACAAUGAGAAGGAUCCACUCUUGAAAAACAAGUUUGGAAUUAUCUAAUUCUUUAGCAUAAAUUCUGCCUUUUCCAUCUAUUUGGGGCUUUAUGCUGAAUUGUAAUUCAGUGGAAGAAUGAUAUGUUGGCAACAUGUGCAGGAACAAUAGCAGUGACUGUUGUAUGACUCAUUUAGAAGUAUAAAAUGGCAUCUCUUUGAGAAAUAGAAUAUUUUAAUUUGCUUAUGUUGUUAGUUAUGCUACAGUAUAUUAGUUAAGUUUAGAUGGAUUACUCAGAAAUACCAGAAAAUAUGCUUUGGAGAGAAGAUUUUUUCCUCUGAAUAAUUUAAACUAAAUUCCUAGGGAGUGAGUCCUAUUGAACCAGGGGAGAAUUACAUCUGAAUUUCCCAAAUGCCAUGGUGUGGUGCACACAUCAUUCAGUUUAGCAGCUUUAAAAACUAUGAAUAAUAUCCAUAAAAAUGACCACUACUUAGCUACUCUGUAUAUAAUCUGGGCAGAUAUCCUCAAAUAGAUAGACAAGACCAAUUUGUUCUUGGCUAGUUGAACAGGCUAUUAUGAGCUGCUGUCUGUUCCCUCCAUUCUCUGGACUGCUGGAGAACUAGGGUUGCCAGCUUCCAGGUAGUGGCUGGAGAUCUCGUGGAAUUACAACUGGUCUCCAGGCCACAGAGAUCAAUUCACCUGGAGAAAAUGGCUACUUUGGGGGGUGGACUCUAUGGAAUUAUGCCAUGCCAAGGUCUUUUCCCUCCCCAAACCCCACUUUCUCCAGGUUUCACCCCCCAGAUCUCCAGGAAUUUCCCAACUUGGAGCUGGCAACCCUAUGGAGAACAGUUUUUCUAUCUGUAUUGAGAAGAGCAUGCAGUAGGCAGUGGGCACUGAAUUGCUUGAGACCUAGCUCCCUUGGGAUGUGCUUGGAGAUAUCAACAGGCAACACAAAGACAUUCAUACCAGGAGUCUACCUGCUUAUGAGUCUCUACCCCACAAUGGUUUCCCCCUUUCUGCCUAUUUUCCACCUAGAAUACAAAGUGGUAUAGAGUUGUCUUGUACCUUAUUCCAUUUCAUUUCCUGGAAGAUCUUUCAUGAAAGGGGCAUAUUUGAAAGUGUGAGAAGUUUUUACAUGGAUGUGCUGUACCCCAAAGAUGAUAUGCUUGCAUUAGCUCAAUUUAAAAUCAGAAGUCAAAACAAGGCCUCCCUUGUAUUUUUCCCCAUUGUAAAGCUUUCCUGUUUGCUUACUGCAACUGCUGUUGUCCCAGCUAUCAGGUUAGAAACCUCACUUUGGUACAUAGAACACGCUGAUUCACUAACAUCCUUGUAUCUUCAAGUUUACAAUGGUGCAAAUAUUGGAACCAACAAUUCAGUUUACUGGUUUGAAUGUAAGCUUACCUAAAUUAUUAAUGGCACAGAAUUAGGAUGUUGCAUGAAAGGUGUUCAAGAAGGUUGAAAGAUCAAUCUUCAAUAAAAUGUCAGUAUUCUAAAAACAUUAGUGAAGAAGUUUUAUUUCUGAAAGGUUUGGGAAUGUGAAUUAGUUUCACUAGCUUUAUUUUUCAGCAUAGGUACAAACACUGGAGAGAGGCUGGAGAAUAGGUAUAAAUGAUUGUGGAGCCAAUCUACAUGUGAUAUUAGAGAUUUGUAAAUUUGUAGAGAUUUGGGUCAUAAGAAGCAGUUAUGGAAAAUGGGGGCUCAGGAGAUCCAGGCCAAAGCACUGGGUUGUGGGGGAAUUAAUCCUUCCCCUUUGGUAGUUUUCUUAGUUGAAACUGGCCUUCCGAGUCUGCAAGGAAGUAUCUUGACUUCUUUCCUUACCAGGACUAAUGGCACAUGGGGGAGAGGGAUCAGUAAACUGGUGUGGUGAAAAGAUCUAAAGGUUCCCUUGCCCAAUGUGAUCUAAAGGUUCCCUUGCUCAAUCACCCCUCCCCCACCCCUGCAGUUGAGUUUAACGUUAAAAAACACAUUGGGAAAUGAAUAAGAGAUUAUGAAUGCAUCUUGCCUUACUAAGAAGCGUGAGUGUGAUUUCAAUUUGAAGAAAAAAGUUUUAAGAACAGGAUAUGUCAUUUACUGUAAGUGUGUCGAUUUGGAAGUAAUAUGAAGUUAAAGCCAGUAUGCAAGACUCUGAUAAACUCUAAUUUUGAAGUAAGCUGUAAAAUGUAAAAUCAAAAAGAGUCCAGUAGCACCUUUAAGACUAACCAACUUUAUUGUAGCAUAAGCUUUCGAGAAUUUUGCUACUACAGACUAACACGGCUAACUCCUCUGGAUCUGUAAAAAUGUAGUAAGUAUCAUAUUUUGAGAAGGUUCUUGCUAAAUCUUCUAAUUGACAUCUGGCUAUGAGAGAGGAGUCUUUUCUCUUGCAAUUUACAAUAAAUAUCUCA
Messenger RNA from Eublepharis macularius, 4094 nucleotides. RefSeq names its product glycoprotein nmb (gene GPNMB). Gene Ontology annotation, molecular function: integrin binding. Gene Ontology annotation, biological process: cell adhesion. NCBI's taxonomy places the organism in Eukaryota, Metazoa, Chordata, Lepidosauria, Squamata, Eublepharidae. The transcript has 11 exons. Bases 76 to 1782 code for a protein of 568 amino acids. The record is from RefSeq and is a predicted model, not a curated record.